AUACAUACAUACAAAUAUGUACAUAAGACUCUCUCUCUCCCGAUUAUGCUGAUAAGACAAAAUAUAUGUAUAAAGCCGCUCCGCUGCUGGCGUAACCGGCAGCGCAGCUAUGCGGUCUUAGUCACAAGAAUAUAUUGAAUAAAACAUUGAAAAAGCUAAAGUCAAACGGCACAGACGUGUCGGUGUGUUUAACUAAUUGGAAUCUAUAAUAUUAACCAUUACAAGAGACCAGUCUGUGGUAUGAGAAAAUGUUUUCCAGUUCGUGUUAUGAUUAUGAUAAGUGAUCAUACGUUCCAAUCCCUCAGUGUCUCUUUAACGCUUCCUCUCCCGCUCUUUCUGUAUAUUUAAGGAAUGUAUUCGCCAAGUGUUUCUUCAGUUUUCGUCAAAUCGGUAACAGCUUAACACGCUAAGCGAUAGUGCUGCGAAAUAAGUACAAAAUAUAUAUGUAUACCGUGCUCUGAUGUGUCAUGCAGUGUUAAGAAUUUAUUGCAAUUAAGUGCAUGCAAUAAAAUAUUAAACAAAUAAUUCAAAGUAAAUCCGACUAGUUACGCGCAACUGACACUUAGGCACAAUAUGCGCAUUUCAAAUAUUUUGCAACUAAAUACCUAUUGUAUUUUUGAAAUACUCAAUCAGAUUAGAAUCAAUUGUGAAACAUCUAAAAGAACGGAUAGAUUGGAUAUAUUUACAUACGCAGAUCUCGUAAGUUUUGCGCUUGCCUGUGAAUGGUUUCGCGAUGUUGUUUGGAUAUGGAACCCCUGUCUUUACGAACGCCUCGAGAUCGAGCAAACUUAUUUAAAUAGAUCUUCAAAUGUCAUCGUGGAUUUUGCCAAACAUUAUAAGCGAUUGCAGCAUACAAAGCAGAAAGAUAAAGAUACAUUUUGGAAAACGUUCAUGGAUGCACUUAGAUUCAAUAGCAACUUAAAAGGUGUCCAAUUGAUUUAUAAUAUUGGAGAUAUGUAUUACAGUGAGCAUGGUACUAUAUUUGACAUGCUCAUACGUGCACUGCAAGACAAUUGCAGUAGCAUUAAGUCAUUGGUAAUUGAUAUGUUAGGGUAUUCCAUAAGUAGUUUGCAACAGUUCCCCAACCUUGAGCACCUUCAAUUAAAUGUAAGAGUCGAUGCUAUGGAGUUGGUUGAGUACUGCGAAUCGAAUCCAAACUUGACAAGAUUGGAGGUAAUGAGUAAUGAUAUUUAUGGAAAGCUAACUGACAUUGUGCCGUAUUGCAAUCAAUUGGAGACACUCGCAUUUAAAGUGAAGAGUGACUUUGACGACUCUGAAUAUACACCGCUAGCUAAAUUGCCAAAAUUAUGUGAUCUGCGAAUAGAAGGAUAUCACGAAAUUGGUUCCUUGAAUACACUUUUUAAUGCAUUAGCUAAAAAUGAACAAACAACUCUUACAAAGCUUAUGAUUGAUAAAGCCGACAUCGAUUGUGAUGAGAUUGCCGAAGUCUCAAGAAUACAAACACUACAAAAAUGCAGGUUCAACGGAAUUAACGGCCUUGUUAUAAAAAUUGACUCAAUAAGGUUCGAUCAAAGGUUGACAAAACUAACUUUAUACUUUAAAAAGGAACUUGACGCCGCCAAUUUGGCUGAUUUGGCUUGUUUAAUAAAUAUAACAAACUUACUCAUUGUUGGAAAGCACAAGAUCGGUACAUUAACAAAACUCUUUACGAGGAUAGCUGAGCGAAAAUCGCCGAAGCUUGAACAGUUGAGAACUACGUCAGAUAUGGAUUUUGAUGAAGAUGAUGAAGAUAUUGAGUUCAAUUUUUCGAGUGAGCCAAUUACUAGACUGAAUAAUGAAGAGAUCAUCGAGCUCUUAAAAAUAAAAUCUCUGAAAGUUUUAGAUUGUCAAAUCGAUGAUCACCGGAUUAUUGAAUUUCCAACACGAUUGGGUAAAGUUGAAAGAAUAUCCAUAAAAAAAUGCGGAGGCGGAUCCUUGGCAAAUCUUUUCCAAGCAUUUGCAUUACAAGAAUGCGCGAAACUUACAACAUUAUCCAUUUCGGGUUUCCCACUCGAUCACGAUGAGAUUUUGGAAAUUGGAAGAAUCCAAUCCAUAACUAGUUUGAAAUGCGGACUUACCGAUUUGAAAAGCAUUAGUUAUCUGACACAACUGAAUAAUCUCGAAUUAAGCUCACAGCAUAAGCUCUACAAAGUUUCGGAAGCAGUUUUGAAUCUUUUAAUAGCAUGUAAUGUGAAUUUUAGUAUAUAUUAUGAAGACAAUUGCAUAAGUAUGGAUAAAAAUAGGCGAGCACUAACCAUAACAAUGCGUGAAAGUACAUGUUCUGCAGAUUUUGAACCUCUAUCAAAUUUGCCCAAAUUACGAAUUCUAAUAAUAAAUGGAAAAUAUAUGCUAAACUCACUAGCCCCACUGAUAAAAGCAUUUGCCACAAAACGAUCUACGGUUCUUGAGAAAUUGUGCAUUGGAAUCGAUCCCAUUGGUUAUAACAAACGAAGGUCUUUAGAAUGCGAAUUCUCCGAUCUUGAAACCAUUAAACUCUUGCGACAUUUAGCCAAUCUUAAAGAAUUGAGAAUACAUUCGGAGCACGAUCUGCGUGAUAUAUCAAAAGGUGUUCUAAAUGUUUUUAUGGGAGGGGCAAAUGAAAUAUCUGUUUUUUGUUUGGGUCGAGAGAUUACGUUUAAUAAAAGUCUCCGUAAGCUUACAAUUUCAAACAUUUCUUACUUUAAUGAUGCCUUCGACGCCCAAGAGUAUGUUGCGCUAGCUGAACUGCCAAAUCUUGGCACGUUGCAUAUAAAAGGGGAGCACAAAAUAGGCUCAUUCAAAGAUUUCUUCCAAGCACUUGCUGCAAGAGAAUGCUCAGCUCUUCAGGAGAUAAACGUAGAUAGACGGAAUAAUGCGUUAGGACAUCCCCGAAUAGAAACAAUUAAUUAUGAAGAUUCAAAAGAAUUAGUCAAAAUAUUGACCCUAAAGAAACUAAAAUGCGGCUUUUCAGACGGGAAGAGCCUUGAGCUCUUGUCGCUGCUAACAGACCUUGAGGAACUUGAAAUAACAUCUUAUGCAGAAGGUUCUCUCAUACAGUUCCUGCACUCAUUAGUUUUGCGAGAAUCGUCGAAACUUCAAUGCUUAGUCAUAAAAGGCAAAUCUCUUACUUGUGAAGAAACUGCCCAUGUGGCAAGAGUUAAGUCCCUAAGGAGAUUAGAAUGUGGAUUUGUCGAUGGAAAAAAUAUUGAAUUACUGACCCAACUGAAUCAAUUGGAAAAACUUAUAAUAAGGAAUCUUGAACGAGACUCAAUGUCGCGCCUCUUUCAUAUGUUGGCUGCUGCAGAACCCAAAACUCUUCAACUCUUGAAUGUAAAAAGUACACCCAUAUCAUAUAUUGACACCGAGGCUAUUGUGCAAAUUCAAAGCCUACGAAGCUUGCAUUGUGAAUUCGCUGAGAUAAAAAGCAUAGAACUUUUAGUUAAAUUACCACAGCUUAAAGACCUUAACAUUAAAUUUGAUGAGUCUGAAGCUGCAGAAAUCAAACGUCUCGCGGAGUUAAAUAUGUUAACUGAUCUUCAAAUAACAUCACCAAACGUUGGAUCACUUACUGAACUCUUCAAAGGGAUAUCGCUAAAGCCAACCAGGCCGAUCUUACAAAACCUAGUUAUUAAAGAUAAUAACGUAGACAUUAAAGAGCUUCAAGAAAUAAUAAAGGCGAAAUCCCUACGACGACUAAAAUGUGGGUUUAUCGAUGAAGAAUGCUUUCAAGAAUUGCGACAUUUCGAAAAUUUAGAAGUGCUUGAAAUAACAUCAUAUCAUAAGUUUGAUAAAAUUUCGCAAAGCCUUUUGCGGAUUUUCCAAGUUUGCUGCAAACUGAAAGCCAUAGAUUUUCAUUAUUGCACUCAAUUCGUUAGUCUGCAGUUCUUUAGAGAAGCCUUAAAGAUUCUCAAAGAAAUAAGAAACCCAACUGAACAGGGUCCACUACAGUUGCGCAUUCCAUUCUUUGAAUGCCUAACGCUUGAGCAAAUUGACAUAGCUGACGAAGCGUUUUUGAUUAUAUCUAGAUUUAUAUAUGAUUCAUAAUGUGCUUACUUUUAAGAUUGAGCUAAAAGUUAGUUUCGCACAUUAUUUGUUGUAAAUAGAUUAGAUUUACUCGAUCUUAUUUUAAUUACGUUAAAAUGUUCAAAAGGAGAUCAAAUAAUAUAUGCUGUUUGCUUCUGAGCUUGUGUUGACACAGAAUCUAAUUACUUAAUAAGCCAAUUUUUUACUAUUCAUUAAGUUUGUUGGAGCAUCAAUGGAAACGUCGCCAUUCCUCACAAAGGUCAUUCUCAAUCGCAAUCUCUUGGAUUUAAUUAAACUAAUUCAACAGAGAAACAAUUGAAGUUGCCAACAGAAAGUCAAAAUUGUAGUCGAUGGAAAGUAGGAGGCGGUCGCACCUUUGGAUGCCAAUAAAUUUGUUGCUAAUUACGUAACGAAUUACGUAAUUGAUGCUGGCCUUUAAGCUGCCGUAUGCUCAAAAUUUUUCCGUCAGUUGAAAAUCCUUUUUUAUACAGAUCAAAGGAUAUGCAGACAUAGCUUUUAUACCCUUUUACUAACAUCUAACGAGCAUGUAAAUCACGCACCAGCACACUCGCAAACAGGCUUUACCCAGAUACACAUACGUCAAGAACUGAAAAUAUAUAUACACAAGUCGAGGCAUAAAUCACAAUUUCUUAGCCAUUAAGACGAAACCGCAAAGAUUUGCGGCACUUCUAAAGUUGAUGAUGAAGCGAAAGCGUCGGGCUUUGGCUCCUAAGCGUCAUGGGCCUGGAAUUCAAAUGGUUGGGGGCAUGAGUUCGGAGCGUUUGACAGGGACGGCAAAGAAUGCAAACCUCAAACACUGCCACAAACUAAAAGUUUCACUUGAAAUGUUGUUAAUCGUAAAUGAUAUUGUGGUGUGCUA
Molecule: messenger RNA, 4882 nt
Organism: Drosophila novamexicana
Lineage: Eukaryota; Metazoa; Arthropoda; Insecta; Diptera; Drosophilidae
Exons: 3
Coding region: 574-4023 (1149 amino acids)
Source: RefSeq, a predicted model, not a curated record